Messenger RNA from Prunus armeniaca (apricot), 1848 nucleotides. NCBI's taxonomy places the organism in Eukaryota, Viridiplantae, Streptophyta, Magnoliopsida, Rosales, Rosaceae. The record is from the annotation of a GenBank genome assembly.
AUGUCAGGUAUGGACUCAUCAGAGCAACGCCGCAAGCGGAAGCGCAUGCUUCGGUCCUACUCACAAGCAAAGCACUACUUGUCCCUGAGAAGGCCUCUCAUUCUCUGCUUCUCCUUCUUCAUCUUCCUCUUGCUCCUCUCCUCCGAACGCUUCCGUCCGGCGUCGUUUCGGCCCGUCCUCACCGCCUCCACCACCACCCUCUCCCUCCUAUCCUCCACUGCAAGCAAUUCGAUUCUCGAGUCUUUCACUAACAGAAACAGCAACAGCAACACCAGAGACUCGUCCUCUCUUCGAGUUCAAGAUCGAAUCUUGUUUCCCGAUCACGUUCUUCUCAUUGUGCCCAAUAGGUUUCGCCAAAACGACCAAUUGGAGUGCGUUUACCAUAGAUUAUCCAACGGUUCAGAUGAGCUUCUUCAAGAUGGAGAAAAGAAUCCGCACCUGGAUUUUGCUAUUCGACCGGUUUUGUCCACCGACGUCUACGACGAGCUCCGUUCCAUAGCAAGGUGUCCGCUGCCGUCGAAUAAUUACUCGGAGGCCGUCGAUUUGAGGAGGCGUGGCGGCGGUUACGAUUGGACGGCUGGGAUUAACGGGACGGCUUAUCCUUGGGACAGAGUAGUUUACGAGGCGGUUAUUGAUGGAGACACGGCGGUUGUGUUCGUUAAGGGGUUGAACCUCAGGCCCCACAGGAAAUCGGAUCCGACCCGACUCACUUGCCAUUUCGGGUUGGGCAACAAUGGCAAUUGGGAAAAAGACCAGGGUUUUGUGCUCACCACUGAAGCUGUCACGGCCGCUCAGGAAGUUGUCCGGUGCUUGCUGCCCCGGACUAUCCGAAACAACCCGGAUAAGAUCCAUGGAGUUCGGGUCACGAUUGGUUACAACACUGGCAGCGCCAGAGCUCCAGUUCAUGUCACUCUGCCUUCUGUGGCCACAAUUUACAGUUCUAAAUCCACUGUGAGAAACGAAAAUCAAAAGAAGAAGAAGCACGAGCUUUGUGCUUGCACCAUGUUGUGGAACCAAGCACCAGCGCUAAAAGAGUGGGUUAUGUACCACGCUUGGCUUGGAGUUGAGCGCUGGUUCAUUUACGACAACAACAGUGACGACGGGAUUGAAGAUGUGGUUCAGGAGCUAGAGUUGCAGGCCUACAAUGUCAGCAGGCAGAGCUGGCCAUGGAUCAAAACCCAAGAAGCAGGCUUUUCGCGUUGUGCUUUGAGAGCGAGAGACGAGUGCCAUUGGGUUGGCUUCUUUGAUGUCGAUGAGUUCUUCUACUUCCCUAGGGCGUUUCGGCACCACAGAGGAGACGGUGUUCCUGGUGAAAACUCGCUUCGAAACCUCGUUUCGAAUUAUUCCUAUUCGCCCACGAUUGGGGAGAUCAGAACAGAUUGCCAUAGCUUUGGGCCAUCUGGGCUGAGCUCACAUCCAUCGCAGGGUGUCACUGUUGGGUACACUUGCAGGCUGCAAAGCCCUGAGAGGCACAAGUCUAUAGUAAGGGCAGAUUUGCUUGAUGUUACUCUGCUCAAUGUGGUUCACCAUUUUAGGCUGAGACAAGGUUUCAGGCACCUGAAUGUGCCUGAAAAUGUUGCUGUCAUAAACCAUUACAAAUACCAGGUUUGGGAGACUUUCAGGGCCAAGUUUUUCAGAAGGGUAGCAACCUAUGUUGUUGAUUGGCAGGAGGAUCAAAACCAGGGGUCAAAAGAUAGGGCACCUGGGCUAGGAACUGAGGCCAUUGAGCCACCCAAUUGGCGGUUGAGGUUCUGCGAGGUUUGGGACACUGGCCUUAAAGACUAUGUUUUGGGUUACUUUGCUGAUCCUGCAACUGGGUCACUGCCAUGGGAGAAGUCUCUUCUGUGA